Molecule: messenger RNA, 2532 nt
Organism: Ochotona princeps (American pika)
Lineage: Eukaryota; Metazoa; Chordata; Mammalia; Lagomorpha; Ochotonidae
Gene: BIN1
Product: bridging integrator 1
Exons: 19
Coding region: 319-2103 (594 amino acids)
Biological process (GO): regulation of endocytosis
Cellular component (GO): cytoplasm; synaptic vesicle; plasma membrane
Molecular function (GO): phospholipid binding; tau protein binding
Source: RefSeq, a predicted model, not a curated record
GCCCCGCGGCCAGGGUGGCCCUUUAAAAGGCAGUGUCUUGUCCGGCGGGGGGCGCUGACCCGCGCCCGAGGCCCGGCCCCUCCGUCCCCUCCCCCCGCCCUCGGCGCGGCCCUCCCUCGGUCCCCGCGUAGCUCGCCGGGCGCACGCUCCGCCUCCCGUCAGUCGGCCGGGCCGUGUGGUGCGCGGCGCGGAGCGGGAGCCGGAGCCGGAGCCGGGGCCGGACGCGCGGCUGGGGCUAGGGCUGGGGGCUGGGAGCGCGGUGCGCACGGCCUCCCCGCGCGACUUCGGCGCCCGCCGUGGGCUGAGGCCUCCGCCGCGAUGGCCGAAAUGGGCAGCAAGGGGGUGACGGCGGGGAAGAUCGCUAGCAACGUGCAGAAGAAGCUCACCCGCGCACAGGAGAAGGUCCUGCAGAAGCUGGGGAAGGCAGACGAGACCAAGGAUGAGCAGUUUGAACAGUGCGUCCAGAACUUCAACAAGCAGCUGACCGAGGGUACCCGGCUGCAGAAGGAUCUCCGGACCUACCUGGCAUCUGUCAAAGCCAUGCACGAGGCCUCCAAGAAGCUGAAUGAGUGUCUGCAGGAGGUGUACGAACCCGACUGGCCCGGCAGGGACCAGGCCAACAAAAUCGCCGAGAACAACGACCUGCUAUGGAUGGAUUACCACCAGAAGCUGGUGGACCAGGCGCUGCUGACCAUGGACACCUACCUGGGCCAGUUCCCCGACAUCAAGUCACGCAUUGCCAAGCGGGGGCGCAAGCUGGUGGACUAUGACAGCGCCCGGCACCACUACGAGUCCCUUCAGACGGCCAAGAAGAAGGAUGAGGCCAAGAUUGCCAAGCCUGUCUCGCUGCUUGAGAAGGCCGCCCCCCAGUGGUGCCAAGGCAAACUGCAGGCUCACCUCGUAGCCCAAACUAACCUGCUCCGAAAUCAGGCCGAAGAGGAGCUGGUCAAAGCACAGAAGGUGUUUGAGGAGAUGAACGUGGACCUGCAGGAGGAGCUGCCCUCGCUGUGGAACAGCCGUGUGGGGUUCUAUGUCAACACGUUUCAGAGCAUCGCUGGCCUAGAGGAGAACUUCCACAAAGAGAUGAGUAAGCUCAACCAGAACCUCAAUGACGUGCUGGUCAGCCUGGAGAAACAGCAAGGCAGCAGCACCUUCACGGUCAAGGCCCAGCCCAGCGACAACACCCCUGCCAAGGGGAAUAAGAGUCCGUCGCCUCCCCCAGACGGCUCCCCUGCUGCCACCCCGGAGAUCACGGUCAACCACGAGCCAGAGCCAGCCAGCGGGGCCACCCCCGGGGCCACCCUCCCCAAGUCCCCGUCUCAGCUCCGGAAAGGCCCACCUGUCCCUCCGCCUCCCAAACACACCCCGUCCAAGGAGAUCAAGCAGGAGCAGAUCCUCAGCCUGUUUGAGGACACGUUUGUCCCCGAGAUCAGCGUGACCACCCCUUCCCAGUUUGAGGCCCCAGGCCCUUUCACGGAGCAGGCCAGCCUGCUGGACCUGGACUUCGACCCCCUCCCGCCCGUGGCCAGCCCUGUGAAGGCACCCACACCCUCUGGUCAGUCAAUCCCGUGGGAUCUCUGGGAGCCCACAGAGAGUCCAGCGGGCAGCUUGCCUUCCAGGGAGCCCAGUGCUGCCAAGGGUACCUUUGCUGUGGCCUGGCCCAGCCAGACAGCUGAGCCGGGGCCCGCCCAACCAGCAGAGGCCUCGGAGGUGGAGGGGGGGACCCAGCCUGCGGCCGGAGCCCAGGAGCCUGGGGAGACGGCAGCAAGCGAAGCAGCCUCCACCUCCCUUCCCGCUGUGGUGGUCGAGACCUUCUCAGCGACCGUGAACGGCACCGUGGAGGGCAGCAGCACAGCUGGACGCCUGGACCUGCCCCCAGGCUUCAUGUUCAAGGUACAGGCACAGCAUGACUACACGGCCACUGACACCGACGAGCUGCAGCUGAAGGCGGGCGACGUGGUACUGGUGAUCCCUUUCCAGAACCCGGAGGAACAGGAUGAAGGCUGGCUCAUGGGCGUGAAGGAGAGUGACUGGAACCAGCACAAGGAGCUGGAGAAGUGCCGGGGCGUGUUCCCCGAGAAUUUCACAGAGCGGGUGCAGUGAGCGCGACCCUGGGAGGAUAUGUGUUCCUUUUUCCUUGUUUUCUGUUUUUGUUUUUAAAAUCUCAAGAAGCAAAGGAACAUGGCCGGGGAGGUUAGGCCUGGGCCCAGAGGUGUGCUCUCUCUCUGUCUCUCUCUCACCACAGGUGAGCACGUUUUACUGAGAGCCUGGCCCCAGCCAGCCUGGUGGUGGGGUGGUCGGAGUCCCCGAAGCUGCUGUGUCCUCCCAAUCCCUGUCCCUGGUCAUUGAACUCCCAGCGUCCCCGCCUAUGCCCGCAUGUGUGCCCGGCCGCUGGGCAGAGCUGGGGGCUGCUGAAUGGGGUCCAGACGUCGGCCUAGCCUGGCCCCGCCCCGCAGACCACCGUGUGCUGUUUGAAAAUAAACCCCAGUGUUUAAAACAAGAGGAAACAAACAAAACCGACAAAGCCCUGGA